This is a messenger RNA of Pediculus humanus corporis (human body louse), 1482 nucleotides long. RefSeq names its product UDP-glucuronosyltransferase 2B7 precursor, putative. Lineage: Eukaryota; Metazoa; Arthropoda; Insecta; Psocodea; Pediculidae. Gene Ontology annotation, molecular function: UDP-glycosyltransferase activity. The coding region runs from base 1 to 1482 and encodes 493 amino acids. The record is from RefSeq and is a predicted model, not a curated record. The transcript has 7 exons.
AUGCGUCUUAUCAGACGAACAAAAUGGCGGUUCAUCGUAGGGCUAUUAUCAUUAGCAUUUACGAUAAAAAUAAGUCAAUGCGCUGAAAUAUUAAUGAUAACAAUGGGAGGAACGAAAAGUCACAAAAUACCUUUUUUAGAACUUGGUAAAGGUCUUUACGGAAGAGGUCACAACAUAACCUUUAUCAAUCCUUUUCCUCCGGUUCGACCUGUGGAAGGUAUUUUAGAAAUAACACCACCCGGAUUAGUUUUCUACGUUCGUAAUUACACAAAUUGGGAUUUAUUAGGAUCGAGAUUAAGAGGAGAGGAACCAUUAUCACCAUCCGAUAUAUUUCGUUACGGUUUUCAGGUUUGCGAUCAUUUCCUUAGAGAUUUUGAAACGCGUCAAUUAUUAAAUUCCGGAAAUAAAUAUGAUUUAAUGAUUAUGGAUGGAGCAUUUCCGGAAUGUGCCUUAGGUCUUGCAUAUCAUUUUAAAGUGCCAUACAUGUACAUAAACACGGUUGGACUUUACAUGGGAUCGAUUUCAGCUUCCGGUAGUCCUGUACCAUGGUCGAUGACGCCAUUUUUCGCACGUUCAUUUACAGACGACAUGACGAUAAUCGACAGAAUUAAAAACGUCGGAUUUUUAUCCCUCCUCACCUUUCUUCAUUAUUUAUCGACGAAAUUAUUCGUACAGAACGUCGUGAGAGCACAUUUGGGUAAUUCCGUACCUGAUUUAUUCGAAAUGACGUCAAAUGUUAGUUUCGUAAUACAAAUCGGUCACCAUAGCGUCACGUAUCCGAGACCGUUUCUUCCAAAUAUAUUAGAAGCCGGUUGCAUACAUUGCAAACCACCUAAACCUUUACCAAAGGAUUUGGAAGAUUUUAUAAAUAUCGGUGGAGAUCGUGGUUUUAUAUUAAUGAGCAUGGGUUCAUCAGUUCAAACUUUUAACUUUCCCGAAUAUUUAAGACUUUUAUUCAUACAAGUUUUUGCACAGCUUCCUUAUCAGGUUUUAUGGAAGUGGGAUGAAGAUAACAUGUCUGAUCUACCUAAAAAUGUUAAACUUAGCCGAUGGUUACCGCAACAGGAUUUAUUAGGACAUCCGAAAAUCCGAGCGUUCGUAACGCAUGGCGGUUUGUUAUCAAUGUUGGAAACAGUUUUUCACGGUGUACCCAUAAUAACGAUGCCAGUUUUUUGCGAUCACGAAGGAGAUGCUAGAAAAGCAGAAUUGGACGGUUAUGCAAUUAAAUUAGAAGUCGGUGAAUUGACGCCGGAAAAAUUAUUAAGAGCGUUAAAAAUGAUAAUACAAGAUCCAAAGUACAAAGAAAAUGCGAGGGAAAGAUCGAUUUAUCUAAGGGACGUACCUUCGUCUCCCCUUAGAACGGCCCUGUACUGGACCGAAUAUGUAUUACGUCACAAGGGUGCAUCACAUUUGAAAUCGCCAUCGAGAAAUCUUAGCGUGAUACAAUAUUACCUAAUUGAUACUGUACGAAAGAAAAAGUAA